Molecule: messenger RNA, 5664 nt
Organism: Apiotrichum porosum
Lineage: Eukaryota; Fungi; Basidiomycota; Tremellomycetes; Trichosporonales; Trichosporonaceae
Exons: 7
Coding region: 1-5664 (1887 amino acids)
Cellular component (GO): plasma membrane
Molecular function (GO): calcium-activated cation channel activity
Source: RefSeq, a predicted model, not a curated record
AUGGCGGAAAACGUCACGGACACGACCAUUCAGUCGUUCCUCAACAGUCGUGGAACGGCAAACUCAAAGGGUGUCUUGACACAGGCAGGCCUCAGUAUCGGCUUAUCAGUUGUGACCCUCCUUGCCUUUUCCUUCUUCCGACCCCGCCAGACAAAGGUGUACGCACCCAAGGUCAAGUACGGCGUGACCGGUGCCGACCAAGACUAUGAUCCACCACCACCGUCCCUGCCGUCUGGCUUCUUUGCGUGGCUCAGCCCCGUUCUUCACCUCAAAGAGCAGCAGAUGAUCGCCAACAUUGGACUGGACGCCACUGCCUUUCUUCGCAUGCUUCGUAUGCUCCUCAAGAUCUUUGCUGUUAUCUCAGUCUGGUGUGCAGUGUUGAUGAUCAUGUUCGGCGUGUACAACGCCAAGAGCACCACCUCGACCAUGACUGAUCUCUCCGUCGUCACCAUUCAAAACGUCAAGGCCGACACCACGUUGGGCAGCAUCAGCAACUGGUGUGCCGUUGCGGCGUCGUACAUUGUCACUUUUACCGUCAUGGGCUUUGUGUGGUACAACUGGCGCGUAAUGGUCCUCCUCCGUCACAAGUGGUUCUUGUCACCUGCCUACCAGACCAAGGUCUACUCCCGCACCAUCAUGGUCACCAAUGUGCCCAAGGAAUACCGCAGCGACGAGGGCCUUGUUCACCUGCUCGGGCAGCUCAAGGUCGACGGCAUCAAGAUUGCGGCCCAGAUCGAGUCGUCGACAGCGGGCCGUCGUAUCGGCGACUUUCCCAAACUCGUCGACGACCACAACGACGCUGUCAAGGACCUGGAGCACUGCCUCGUAAAGUACCUGAAGGGUGGCCAGAUGGCAAGCAAGCGUCCUACCCUCCGCAAGGGAGGCGUCAUGUGCUGCGGUGGCAAGAAAGUCGACGCCAUCGACUACUACGCCAAGCAGAUCAAGUUUCUGCACGACAACGUUGAAGAGCGUCGCUCCGUCAUCAACUCGCUGUUGAAAAAGGAGCGCAAGGCGCGUAAGGGUGGCGCCCGCCCGCCUCGCGUCGAGGGCGAAAACUAUGGCUUUGUGACCUUUAGGACCAUUGCCGAGGCGCACCGCAUUGCACGCACGCAUGCAGGCAAGGCCAAGGAGCUUGGCGGCGCACAACUGCAGCUCGCCCCCAUGCCCCACGACAUUAUUUGGGACAAUCUCAGAAAGGAGCCCGUGGAGCUUGCCUCGGCCCGCUCGUUUGGUUUCUUCCUUUUGGGUGGCCUCUUCAUCGUCAACGUUGUGCCUCUGGCUCUCGUCUCGUUCCUCUCUGCGCUCAGUUCGUUCGCCGCAAUCUGGACCUGGCUCGGCGACUGGCUCGCAGCAAGCAAGUGGUCGUUUGCCCUCGUGACUGGUGCCCUCGGCCCCAUCCUCUCGACUCUGUUUAGUCUGUUUUUGCCGGCUCUUAUCCGCCGUAUCUGCAAGUACCAAGGUGCAGUCACCCGCAGUCGUCUCGACCGUGCCACCACCGCCCGCUACUUCUUCUUCAUGCUUGUGUGGUACCUCAUCCUCUUCACACUCAUGGGUGCGCUCUACAACAUUAUCACCGGUAUCAUCAAGCUGGUCGGCAAAAAGUCUGCCCUCGAAAUUCUCAAGUCGUUCGAGGACAUCCCAGAGCUGUUCAGCAGUUCUUAUAUCAACCAGAGCACCUACUGGCUGACCUGGCUGCCUCUUCGUGGUUUCCUCGUCAUCUUCGACCUCAUCCAGCUGCUCAAGCUCGCCUUGGUGUCGCUUCGUCGAGUCAUGUUCUCGUACACCCCGCGCGACAUUCGCGACCUGACCAAGCCACCCUACUUUGAUUACCACGUCGUCUCUGUCAACAUCUUGUUCAUCGCAGCCGUUGGACUGGUGUACGCGCCUAUCGGUCCCCUUGUCACCAUUGGCGCGACGCUGGUGUUCUGGUUCUCGCUUGUGGUCUACAAGUACCAGCUGCUCUACGUCUACGUGUCCCGCGCCGAGAGCGGUGGCCGCAUGUGGAACGUCUACUGCAACCGUCUUCUCUGGGGUGUCCUGCUCAUGCAGCUCCUCAUGGUCCUCACCACUGGUCUUAUCCGCGACCACUGGCUCGACGCUGUCGCCGCUGCGCCCCCAGUCCUUAUUCUCGCCGUGUUCAAGGUCUACAUGGCCAACACGAUUGAGAGGAAGUUCACCUACUACCAGCCGACACCGGAGGAGGUGCAGGCCUCCCGCAGCCCCAGCAUGGACCUGUUGGACAAGAAGGGCAAGCUCGCCGACAUUGAGAAGAGCUUCCUCCACCCGGCUCUUCUGCAGGACAAGCUCUACAAGAUCAUGGUGCACAAGUCCCAGGAGGCUCUGGCCCGCGAGGUCCUCUCUGCCUACCCUUGGUUCGCCGGCAAGCACCAGCACGACGGUGUGGAGAUCAGGGCCGUUCGCGAAGAAAACCUCGAGUACGACCCUGCACGCGACGGCCCCGUCGAGGAACGUGCUGUCGACUGGGACGCGCGCUCGAUUGCUACCACGCUCGACCUGGACUCGGCGACGAAUGCGGCACCUUCUGUGUAUGCCAUGUCAAGCCAGCCUUCGUUCAACAAGGGCUUCAACCGGUCCACCGACGAGCUGCUUGCCGACCCAGCUCCGCAGGGCGUCAUGGGCUCGUACAACAACAGCGCUGUUCGUCUGAGCGAGGAUGGGCCCCUCCUUGACCCAUGGGAGCGUCAGAACGCCGGUGUGCCAUACCCGCCUAGCGCCAGCCGUGUGGGUCCCAGUGCCUACAGUGGCAGCGCGCCGCAGUACACUGCCGAGCCGCAAGGAUACGAGAACCAGCAAAUGUACGGCCGUCCGCGGAACGGAAGCCAGGGUAGUCUUCUGGAUCAGUACGGCCAGCCCGCUGUUGGAGGUGGUGGAGGUGGUCGGCCCCGUAACAACAGCCAGGGCAGUGUCAACAUGCUCGAGCAGUAUGGCAGCAUGCCCCAGCGGUCGCGCAACAACAGCCAAGGCAGCGUCAACUUGCUGGACCAGCAUGCGCCCCGGCCACGAAACGGCAGCCAAGGCAGCAUGGACCAGUUCUACUCGCAGCCUGUACGCAGGCAGGAGAGUGGUGGUGGUGGUGGUGGUGGUUACUCGCAGCAGCAGUGGCAAGGCGGUGCUGGUGGCGCCUCGCCCCAGGCCUUGGCAACCUCACCCAACCAGUUCAACCACUUUUCCCCCUUGUCACCCGACAUGACGAACAGUGCACUGGACGCAGACCCGGAAAUGAACGCCAUCUUAGGCAUCGUGUCCAGUUCAGCAACAUAUCGAGGCGACGACGACGAUGACGAGGACGCAAUCGACCACUCGCUCGAUGACCCUGCCAUCGCCUCUGUCAACCCUACCAAACACGCUACCCCCAUCCGUCAACCACGCGGCCCGUUGGUCAUGUACUCGCGCGAGGAGCUCCUCACGCUGUCGGGCCGCAGUGUCGUCCCGGCUGGGUUCCCGCCUCUUGAAUCGUGGUUUGGUAACCCGGUCAAGCAGCAGGGCAACCAGCAGCACGACGACCCCGCCAUCGCUUCGAUCGGCGGCCGUCGUGCAGGCCCCGGUUUCGGUGAAGGGUUCGGGUUUGGAGGCGGUAUCGGCGGCGGACGUGGUCUGUCGCGUGGUCCUACGCGCAACAUUGGGUUACGCCGACAGCCCGAAGACCCGGCGAUCGCAGAACAGAGGGGAGCUCCCAACUUUGGUGGCCCUAUGGGCAAGUUUGCCGUCCGCCCAGGAGAGCGUGGCAUGCGUCUAGGCGGCGAUGAGCUCCAGAAGGGCCAGGGCGGCGGACAGGGUCGUGACCGUGACCGUGACCGCGGCGACCGUGGUGAUCGUGGUGAUCGCGGAGACCGUAACGACCGCAACGACCGUGGCGACAGGAGGCGAGACGACGGCGAUUGGCGUCGUGGAGCGUCUGACCGCCCUCCACACAUGCGCAACGGCGAGGCAUCGCGCCGCGGACCUGGGUACGGCCGGUUCGAGGACGACUCGUCCGAGCCUGCGUGGAUGAACGACACCGCAGACACUGCCCUUGAAGACCCAGCUAUUGCGAGCGCGAGCGGUGGCGCAGGCGGCUCGGCUGCCGGCGUGGACAACCUCAUCCAGUUCAUCCCUGGCGAGGACAUGAUCGCAGCGCACAAGCGUGCAAUGAAGGCUCGCGCAGCCGGUACAUCGCCGUCUGACAACUGGCGGGCAGGCGACAAGCCCCUGGUCUCGUUCUUUGGCGGCGCCCAGCCUGCACCAGCAGCUGCUGGGCCGCAGAAGCCUCGCGAGGUUAAUGUGGCCAACUACUUCAAACACAAGGCUGUUGAUGACGACGAGGACGACGCGAUCGCUUCCAGGGAAGUCAAGGUGGAGCGGGAAGAGACGAACGCGUUCCAGAGCCGUUUCCAGCGUUUCUUUGGACAGCCAGCGCCCGGCGCACCUGGACCUGCGGGCGGAGCCCUUCCUCCUCCCCAGCAGCAGCAGCAGCAGCAACAGAUGGCUCCUCCUCAGCAGAUGCCACAGCAGAUGGCGCCUCCCCAGCACCUCCCGGAGCGCUCCAUCGCCCGCACACCCGAGCUGCAGCUCCCCGUGUCGCACUCGCAACAGCCAUCGCCCGGCGCUGGCGUGCCCCAAGGACACGGCGGACCCCCUCCUGGUAUGGCCCGCCAAGCCCAGCAGGACCUGGCCGGCCCUCGCGUCGACGACCACAUGGCCAAGCUUAUGGGUCUGCUCUCCACCAAAGGUGCUAGCCCCGGUCCUCGUGCCGAGUCGGCAGACAUCAACGCCCGCCAGCAGCAGCAACACCAGCAGCAGCAGCAGAUUCAGCAGCAGCAGCAGCAAUACCACAACUACCCGGGUCCACCCCCUGGCAUGGGCCCCGUGUCACCGCAGUACCCAUCGCCCAGCGACGCUCAUUCCAUCCAGAGCCCCGAGUACAUGAACGCGCCGAUCCACCGUCACGAGCAACAACAGCGCCACGAGCAGAGCCCCGAUCACGGCCACCCCAUGAUGCCUCCCCACUUCGCUUCUCCUCCUCCUGGCGCCGACCCGCGCCAGUUCUACGGCCCCGGCCCACAGUACGCACGUUCCCCCAUGAGCGGCGAGCCGCCACGCGGAUUCUACGACCGCCCUCCUCAGGUCGAGUCGCGCGGCCAGAUGGCCCCUCCCGACCUGCUCCAGCUCCUCAACCAAGGUGGCAGGCCACCCAUGGGUCCUGGUGGUCUUAUGGGUCCUCCCAACAUGGGCAUGCUGCCCCCGCACCCCAUGCAGAUGGGACCUCAAGGUGUGCCCCAGGGCAUGUACGGUCGCGGCCCCACGCCCGACGACCUCCUCCGCGGUCUGCAGGCUGGACCGAGUGGCGGUGCGCCGCCCCCAGGCUACCUGCCUAUGCCCCGUGGCCCAGCGCCUGGCAGUCUCCCCAGCCCCCAGGCUCUUCAAGGUGGACCUCUGGGCGUGUCCCCCGGUGGCAUGAAUGGCCAGUCGCCAGCCGGCUACCCGCCCAACAUGCAGGGCUUCCUCCCUCCCCAGCAACCUCAGUUUGGUUAUGGCCAGCAGCGUCCCAUGCCCCCCAUGGGCUACCAGGGCGGCGGUGGCGGCGGCGGUGGUUACCCGCAGCAACAGCAGCAGCAGGACAUGCUCGCCACUCUGCUUGCGGCCAGGCCUAGCGGUGCCCACUAG